Messenger RNA from Calypte anna (Anna's hummingbird), 1826 nucleotides. RefSeq names its product desert hedgehog signaling molecule (gene DHH). Gene Ontology annotation, molecular function: patched binding; calcium ion binding. The transcript has 3 exons. NCBI's taxonomy places the organism in Eukaryota, Metazoa, Chordata, Aves, Apodiformes, Trochilidae. The coding region runs from base 1 to 1239 and encodes 412 amino acids. Gene Ontology annotation, biological process: cell-cell signaling; smoothened signaling pathway; multicellular organism development. The record is from RefSeq and is a predicted model, not a curated record.
AUGCCCCCCCGGUGGAGCCCGCUCGCCCUCGGCCUGCUCGGCCUCGCCGCUUGCCUGCUGGCUGCCCCGGUGCUGGGCUGCGGACCGGGCCGGGGUCCGGUGGGGCGGCGACGGCUGGGGCGGCGGCAGCUCUCGCCGCUGCUGUACAAGCAAUUCGUGCCCAACGUACCCGAGCAGACGCUGGGGGCGAGCGGGAAGGCGGAGGGGAAAGUGCUGAGGGGCUCGGAGCGCUUCAGGGACCUGGUGCCCAACUACAACCCCGACAUCAUCUUCAAGGACGAGGAGAACACGGGGGCGGACCGGCUCAUGACCGAGCGCUGCAAGGAGCGGGUGAACUCGUUGGCCAUCGCCGUGAUGAACAUGUGGCCGGGGGUGAAGCUGCGGGUGACAGAGGGCUGGGACGAGGACGGGCACCACCUCCCCGACUCGCUGCACUACGAGGGUCGGGCCCUGGACAUCACCACCUCGGACCGGGACCGCCACAAGUAUGGGAUGCUGGCACGCCUGGCCGUGGAGGCUGGGUUCGAUUGGGUCUACUACGAGUCCAAAGCUCACAUCCACGUCUCCGUCAGAGCAGACAACUCGCUGGCCGUCCGCACCGGCGGCUGCUUCCCGGGCCACGCCACCGUCACCCUGCGGAGCGGCGAGCGCCGGGGCUUGGCCGACCUGCGCCGGGGCGAUUGGGUGCUGGGUGCCGAACCGGGCGGGCGUUUGGUGCCUACCGAGGUUCUCCUCUUCCUCGACCGUGACCUGGGCCAGCGAGCAUCCUUCGUGGCCAUCGAGACGGCCACCCCGCCGCGCCGGCUGCUCCUCACCCCCUCCCAUUUGGUGUUCGCAGCCCGGGGGGUGACGAACGGCACCGCCACCUUCCUGCCCGUCUUCGCUCACCGGGUGCGACCGGGAGACGCGGUGCUGGCACACGGGGCCGGGGGGCUCCGUCCGGCGAGGGUGCUGAGGGUCUGGCGGGAGGACGGAGUGGGGGUCUUCGCCCCCCUCACCUCCCAAGGGACCCUGUUGGUUAACGGGGUGCUGGCAUCCUGCUACGCCGUCCUGGAGAGCCACCGCUGGGCUCACCGUGCCUUCGCCCCACUCCGCCUUUUCCACGGGCUCCUUUCGCUGCUCCCCACCCGUCCCGAGGGGGGGAACGGGACGGCCCCGGAGCCGGGGAUGCACUGGUACUCCCGCCUGCUUUACCGGCUGGCCGGGGCUGUGCUGGGCCACGAGGUCCUGCAGGGGUAGGGACCCCCAGCUUCCCCCCCCAUCGCUGCACCGCAGACGAAGCCACAGACUGGAAGUGGGGGGCUCCAACCCCGGGCACCCCCCUUGGACCCAGUGGGGGAGAGACGGGGUCACCCCCCCCCCCCCCCGUGUCCCUGAGCUCAGCGCUACCCACGGGCAUGGGGCGGUGGGAUGGAGGUCGCUGGGAGGGGGUGUCGUGGGUGGGUCCCUUCUGUGUCCCAAGACCCCCGCAGCACUGCCGGGUGCCUGGCUGAACCCUCACUGUCCCCCCGUAUUUAUUGCUUCAUUAACUGCUGCAGGGGGGAUGCUCCGGUUCCUGCCCAUCCCCCAGCUCUGGGUCUGGUCCCCUGUCACCUGCAGUGUCCCCAACCUGACCCAGCUCAGUGCCACAGGGUGGCCCAGCUCUAACCGUGCUAACCGCUAACCCGCCCUGCUUGAGAGUUUUAUUUUUCUAUUUAUAAAUGAUAAUAUAAAUGUCCCCUGUGCCCACCCCGCGGGGCAGGGGGGCAGCCUGCUUUUAACCACUUCUCUUUAAAAAAAGAAAAGAAAUACUACUAUUUAAUUGUUUGGAUAAAUAAAAGAGAUUC